Symbiodinium sp. CCMP2456 is the source of this 349-nucleotide messenger RNA. NCBI's taxonomy places the organism in Eukaryota, Dinophyceae, Suessiales, Symbiodiniaceae. The record is from the annotation of a GenBank genome assembly.
GUGGAAGAGACGGCCUCCGCUCGACGUGCACCCCUUCGUGCAGAUGAAGAGGACGAGGUGUUGGUGCCACAGUGGCGAAGCCUGUUGCGAGACUUCUGGCACAGGGCUUUAGCUCUUCUCUCAGCUGUGCGAGGGGAGCGGCAAAGGAGGCGGCCGGCACCGGACAGUGACGACAAGGAGGAUGCCUGCUCUCCCGAGGAGAAGCAGGGCCUGCUUGGAGGCCCGCUGGAUGACGACGAUGAUGAGGUACGAACGGAUCUGCCAGGGUACGCAUCGCCUCUCGCAGAUGGCGAUGAGGAGUCAGUAUCGGCGUUGAUAAAGCUUCGACCUUCUGCUACCGACUCGGUGG